ACCGGCCAUGCCCAAAAUACAUUGUAAACAACUCAAACUCAAACAAGCCUCUCUUUCCUAUUUUCUUAGCUUUAAUUCCUUCUCUCUUUCUUGCUAAAACACCCAACUAUAGAGAGUAGAGAUACCCAUAUAUACUCUUCAUUAAUUUCUUAAUGGAUCAUUCACAUAAACUUCCUUCCUUUAGUUGUGAACUUAGAAUUAUACAAGCCCAAAACGUUGAGUCCAUAAAGACCACAAAAAACCUAUUUACCAGGUUAUAUCUUCCAGCAGGAAACAACAAAAGAAUUCAACUCAACACCAAAAAAGUUUCCUCCAAUACCCAAUGUGUUCCCUUUUGGAACGAGUCCUUCAACUUAGAUUGUUCAUGUCCCCAAGAAUUCUUGGAAAGCCUUAAGAAGGAAAGCCUUGUGUUGGAGCUAAGGCAAAACAAGAUUUUUAGGUCACAUUUGGUGGGAAAGGGUGAGAUUCCUUGGAAGGCAAUUCUUGAAUCACCAAAGAUGGAAUUCAAGGAAUGGGUGAAGAUGGAUUUGGUGAGUGGAAUUAGUGAUUGUGAAGAUAUUAUGUUCAAGGCACCACAAGUGCAAGUGGAGAUUAAAAUACAAGUGGAGAAGGAGAAUAAUAAUAAUAAUAGGAGAAAGAGGUUGAACAAUAAGUGGGACGAGUGUGGAUGCAAACAUGGUCAUGGUCAACAUGCAUGGUGCAGUGCUGAUGAUUAUGAUAUAUAUGCUUUGGGGGCAGUUUUGGAGGCUUUUUGAUUUACACGAGAGCAAGCAAUUGAUGCACUAACAUUAGCUCGUUAAUUAAUUCAUUAAUUAUAUGUUAAUUUGGAUUAUAUGAUUUGAGUUGCUUAAUUUGGUCUGUUUUCAUUAAAAAUAUAUUAGUUUGCGAGUCAUGAGCAUAUAUUGAUUUUUUAUUUAUUUUUUGAUGUUGUAAUUGUAUAUGUGGUCUUGAUGAUUUCGUUUAAUAAUAGUAGAACUUUGUCACAAUUAA
Messenger RNA from Glycine soja, 990 nucleotides. RefSeq lists its product as uncharacterized. The record is from RefSeq and is a predicted model, not a curated record. NCBI's taxonomy places the organism in Eukaryota, Viridiplantae, Streptophyta, Magnoliopsida, Fabales, Fabaceae. The transcript has a single exon. The coding region runs from base 153 to 755 and encodes 200 amino acids.